AUGCCUCAAAAAGAAAGAGACGAAAUCAUGAAGGAAUUCAGAGAAGGCCAAAGUAGGGUUUUGAUUGCCACGGACGUUUGGGGCAGAGGGCUCGACGUCCAACAGGUGUCGCUGGUUAUAAAUUAUGAUCUCCCGAACAGUCGUGAGCUGUACAUACACCGCAUUGGCCGUUCGGGACGAUACGGAAGAAAGGGUGUUGCCAUCAACUUUGUUAAGAAUGACGAUAUCCGCAUCUUAAGAGAUAUUGAGCAGUACUAUGCGACGCAGAUUGAUGAGAUGCCAAUGAAUGUGGCAGACCUGAUCUAA
This is a messenger RNA of Eimeria necatrix, 306 nucleotides long. RefSeq names its product ATP-dependent helicase, putaive, putative. The transcript is spliced from 3 exons. Gene Ontology annotation, cellular component: catalytic step 2 spliceosome; nucleolus. Gene Ontology annotation, molecular function: RNA helicase activity; mRNA binding. The coding region runs from base 1 to 306 and encodes 101 amino acids. NCBI's taxonomy places the organism in Eukaryota, Apicomplexa, Conoidasida, Eucoccidiorida, Eimeriidae. The record is from RefSeq and is a predicted model, not a curated record.